Nymphaea colorata (pocket water lily) is the source of this 2247-nucleotide messenger RNA. Its product is annotated as protein DETOXIFICATION 49-like. NCBI's taxonomy places the organism in Eukaryota, Viridiplantae, Streptophyta, Magnoliopsida, Nymphaeales, Nymphaeaceae. Gene Ontology annotation, molecular function: xenobiotic transmembrane transporter activity; antiporter activity. Gene Ontology annotation, biological process: xenobiotic detoxification by transmembrane export across the plasma membrane. Bases 253 to 1875 code for a protein of 540 amino acids. The record is from RefSeq and is a predicted model, not a curated record. Gene Ontology annotation, cellular component: membrane. The transcript has a single exon.
AAGCCACGUGUAGAAGCAGAGGGAUAAAUUGGUUGGUAACACCAAUAUUUCUCUACUGCGAAGAAGGAAAACGAAGAAAGUAUCAACAUGCAGAUAAAAAAAAGGGAAAAAGCCCUCUUUAUGACCACCGGUUCCAUAUUUAAACUCCACUGCCUCUCAACCAUCACAGUCCCUUCGUCUCCUUAACAAGCGCUCUCUCUCUCUCUCUCUGUCCCUCUUCUUCCUCUCCAUCGUCAUUGAAAACCCUUCACAAUGUGUAAAUUUCAAACCCGCUGCCUCCUAAAAGUAGACGACGAAUCAGAGCAGGCGACCGACCAGGACCAAGAUGAGUCCUCACGCGAGCACACCAUUCUCACCCCGCUCAUGGACCCCAAGAACUCUGUCCACAAGGACGUCGCCCGCCUGGAACGAGGCUCCGCGGACCAACCCGAGCCGGAGCUCUCCAGCUACGUGAAGGAGCUGGCGGCCAUGAGCGGCAUAGCCGUCCCCAUGGUCCUAAUGGGCCUGCUCCUCUACUCCCGAACCAUGGUCUCCAUGCUCUUCCUGGGCACGCUCGGCGAGAUGGAACUCGCGGGCGGUUCGCUCGCCGUCGGCUUCGCCAACAUCACCGGCUACUCCAUCAUCUCCGGCCUGGCAAUGGGGAUGGAGCCCAUCUGCGGCCAGGCGUUCGGAGCCAAGAAACAUUCCCUCCUGGGCCUAACUCUCCAAAGGACCAUCUUGGUCCUGCUUUUCAUCUGCUUCCCCAUCUCCCUCCUGUGGCUGAACAUGCACAAAAUCCUUCUCUUCUGCGGCCAAGAUGAAGCCAUAAUCGAGGUGGCCCAAUCCUACAUUAUCUACUCCCUCCCCGACCUCUUCGCACAGACUCUGCUGCAGCCGCUUCGAAUCUACCUCCGGACGCAAACCAUCACCAUGCCCAUCACCUACUGCGCGUUGGCGGCCAUGGUCUUACACGUUCCCAUCAACUACUUGCUUGUAACCGUCCUCAACAUGGGCAUUCGAGGAGUUGCUCUAAGCGCGGCUUGGACUAACAUCAACAUAGUCGUCUGCUUGCUCUGCUACAUCCUCUUCUCCAACUCCUGCACAUCUUCGUGGGUGAGCCCAUCGAGGGAGUGCCUCAAGGACUGGCGCUCCCUCCUCAACUUGGCCGUGCCGAGCUGCGUUUCCGUGUGCCUGGAAUGGUGGUGGUACGAGAUCAUGAUCCUGCUGUGCGGGCUGCUUCUGAAUCCCAAAGCGACGGUGGCGUCGAUGGGCAUUCUCAUACAGACCACGUCCUUCAUCUACAUCUUCCCUUCCUCCCUGAGCUUCGGGGUUUCCACGAGAGUGAGCAACGAGCUCGGCGCCAACAAGCCGGAAAGGGCAAAGAAAUCGGUGGUGGUGGGGCUUUGCUGCAGCUUCGUGCUGGGUUUCGCAGCCCUGUUCUUCACGACCAUGGUGAGGAAGAGGUGGGCCAGGAUGUACACCGGCGACGGCGAGAUUAUGAGGAUCACGGCGAGGGUGCUGCCCAUCAUAGGGCUCUGCGAGUUGGGGAACUGCCCGCAGACGACGGGGUGCGGGGUGCUCAGGGGGACGGCGAGGCCCAGGACGGGGGCGAACAUCAACCUUGGGUGCUUCUACCUGGUGGGGAUGCCGGUGGCCGUGGGGCUGGCUUUCUACGGCGGCUUCGACUUCGAGGGGCUGUGGAUGGGGCUCAUGGCGGCACAGGGGUCCUGCGUGGUAGCUAUGAUGGUGGUCAUCUGGCGCACGGACUGGGGCAUCCAGGCGGAGAGGGCGCAACUCCUGACGCGUAAGGACGGCGUCGCCGAGCGCCGGUCAGUUGGUGGGGGCGGUGGUGAGGUGUCCGGUGGACUCGCGAGUAUUAAAAUCGUGGAAGAAUAGUGACUCAUUUUUUUUUUUCCAACAAUAAUUUUGCUUAGUUCACUUGUUUAUUUUAAUAUAACAUAGGCUGCGGGUCGUUCUGACAUUUUAUGUGCAGAUUCUCAGGCGGCCCCUUUUUUCGUUUAUUUUUCUUCUUUUUACCCCCAUUCUUAAAUCUUUUUAGCUUUUCUAUUUUUUCUAAAUACGAGAGAAAUGUCUGGUAAAGAACUUGUGGGGGAGAGGGAGAUGUAACAUGGUUUUGUUUUGUUUGAUUUUAGUAUCAUGAGUUGGAGAUUUUGUUUUCCUUUGUAGAGGGAGCAGGGUAACACUGUAUUUGUUCUCUUCCUUGGGUCCCAUGUGAAGCUUUGGUUUUGGACGCCACAGCAAUGUAGU